AUGCAACUCGAUCAACUUGAAAAGGCUUUACGUCAACUCCCUCAUGAUACUCUUAUGACAGAGAUCCCAGAAAUUCAAAACUCAAUUGCCCACUUGAAAAAAUCAAAUGAUGAAAUGCGUGAAUACGAUCCAGACCACUCCGAUCCAGAUUUCGUACAGGCUAUUGGCGAAAACAUUGCUCUGAUCAAGCAUUACGAAGAACGCAUUGAUCUCACAUUACGUGUCAUUCGAGAAAUCAUUGGAGAAGCAGCAGCACGGGAGAUGGGUAGCAAUGUUGCGUCUUUUAGAGAACGUUAUCAAACACCCCAAGAAUCUACUCAGGAAGAAGCAGGAGUUUUUUUGUAA
Molecule: messenger RNA, 345 nt
Organism: Phycomyces blakesleeanus NRRL 1555(-)
Lineage: Eukaryota; Fungi; Mucoromycota; Mucoromycetes; Mucorales; Phycomycetaceae
Exons: 1
Coding region: 1-345 (114 amino acids)
Biological process (GO): proteasome regulatory particle assembly
Molecular function (GO): protein-macromolecule adaptor activity
Source: RefSeq, a predicted model, not a curated record